GCGGCGCGCCCGGGCGGCUUCCGGCGGGCGGCGGGGUUCGCGGGAGCAUGGGGAAGGUGAGGGGCCUGCGGGCCCGCGUGCACCAGGCGGCGGUGAGGCCCGCGGGGCAGGCCGCGUCCGGCCCCGCGCCCCCGACCCGGGAGGCGGCCCCUACGCCUGCCGCGGCCCGCGGGGUCGGCGCGAAGGAAUGGGCUUUCAUGAACACUGAUGUUUUUGCUGGGACUAAGAUAGACCCCAGCGCCUUGGUGCAGAAGCUGGACCCAGACACGAGGAGCGUUGCUUCUGUCAGGAGAGGUGAGAAUGGCUCCAGCGCCCCACUCACCCCCAUGUGUUCUCUGUCCUCAGGUGCAGAGGCCAGGGCUGUUUUGCCCAAGAAGGAGAAACUGAAGCUGCGGCGUGAGAGGUGGCUGCAGAAAAUCGAAACCAUAAAGCUGGCCGAGCAGAAGCGCAAGGCAGAGCAGAGACGGAGGGCCACGGUGGUGGUGGGGGACCUGCAGCCCCUGAGAGACGCCCUCCCCGAGCUGCUGGAGCUGGAGGCUGGCGGUCGGCAGCCACGUGCCAGAGGGGUGAGCAGCAGGCCCCGGCCCGCCGAGUUGAGCCGCAUGAGCGCUGCGCAGAGGCUCGAGCUCCUGGAGGAAGAAAGGGCUCGGUUUCGGGAGCUGCUGGCCAGUCCGGCCUACAGGGCCAGCCCCUUGCUGGCCAUCGGGCAGCAGCUGGCCCAGCAGAUGCAGCUGGACGGCGGCAGCCAGCUCUGAUCUCUGAUGCAGCCUGGAGACGUGCCGUGAGCUCCAAGGAUCCACCGCUUGCUGUCCUUGCCCUGAGCCUGGCAGGAGAGCCCACCGUGAGGCGUUGGGAUGGGGGCAGUUCCUCUGUGCCCCCGCGGCCCCCUGGGCUUCCUUCCAGACUGCUCUUGGGUUUCUCUAGGCGGGCCACCACGCAGCAGGCUCUGGGGAUGCCCAGCUCCUCUGCAACCCCAAGACGCGGUCAUGGUGGGUUCUGUGGGCGCUUGCUGCCCUCCCGGUUCCCAGGGCUCCUGUCUGCCCUUCUUGGGUUGCGGUUCCUGUGCUCCUCCCCAACCCGCUCCCCACCGUGUGUCCCUUUGGCUCCGAGCCCAGGUUGCUCCCCACCUGCCCUUGUGAUUGAGGUGAGCCGGGCCGCCGUAGUCUAGCAGUCCGGAGACUGGGAGCAGGCCUGGUCCCGCCCUGGAGCGACACAGCUGACCCGGGAGCAGGAUGGUGUCUACGGUUAGAAACCUGGGGCUUGGGGGCCAGACUGCAGGAAUAGACUUCAACCCUAAAGGGGAGCCCCUUUGCCCAGGCAGCGAGGGGAGCAGAAGCUGCCGGAACAAGGCCUGGGCUUGCCUGGGGAGUGGGAGUUGGGAGUGUGUGCUGUGUGGGGACUCGCCGCCCAUGUCCUGCGGGGUCAGUGGUGGUGGAUGUGUGGCCCGGAGGCCUGGGCACCCACGGCAGCAGCUCUGGACCCAGUGAGCGCCCCGUCACUCUUGGGGCCGGGGCCAGGAUACCCAGCACCCCUUCACAGGCUGUGGUGUGGGGGUGGGCACCAGUGUGUCCAGGCGCCAGGCACUCUAGGCUUUGUGGCUGAGCCGGCGUGAGCUCCAGGUAUGUCCCUGACCUCUGGUGCCCUGGCUGGUGUGCUCGCGACUCAUGGACACCUGGGCAGCGUCUACCAAGGCUGUCCGGGCAUGGGUGGCUGAAGGGAUCCGAGCCCAUGCCCCACCCCCAUUGGGCAUCCUGGGCCCCUUCUCUGCACAAGAGCACACGGUGUGGCCGCCUCCCAGGAAUGGGACACAGAAAGGGACAGAUGGGACCACCGAGGCUGCAGGUGGGAGCCUGAGUCCCCUGGGCCGGAGGUCAGCACAGCCGUCUCGCCAGGACUGCCAGCCCCUAAGUGACGGUGCACUCUUGUCCUCAGCACAGAAACCAGUUCUCGAUAAGGGAGAUGAGUUGUUUACAAAGUGGUAUUUGUGACAAACUCAUUUUUGCAAUAAAUAAGUGCUGGGAGAAACUGGGGUACAGGCUGCCCGGAAGG
Messenger RNA from Neomonachus schauinslandi (Hawaiian monk seal), 2049 nucleotides. It is a transcript of the gene SLX9, whose product is annotated as SLX9 ribosome biogenesis factor. Gene Ontology annotation, biological process: maturation of SSU-rRNA from tricistronic rRNA transcript (SSU-rRNA, 5.8S rRNA, LSU-rRNA). The record is from RefSeq and is a predicted model, not a curated record. The transcript is spliced from 7 exons. Bases 48 to 755 code for a protein of 235 amino acids. Gene Ontology annotation, cellular component: nucleolus; preribosome, small subunit precursor; 90S preribosome. Lineage: Eukaryota; Metazoa; Chordata; Mammalia; Carnivora; Phocidae.